Columba livia (rock pigeon) is the source of this 5093-nucleotide messenger RNA. It is a transcript of the gene ELAPOR1, whose product is annotated as endosome-lysosome associated apoptosis and autophagy regulator 1. Gene Ontology annotation, biological process: positive regulation of vacuole organization; autophagosome assembly. The coding region runs from base 2202 to 4928 and encodes 908 amino acids. Gene Ontology annotation, cellular component: trans-Golgi network; late endosome; lysosome. The transcript is spliced from 22 exons. Lineage: Eukaryota; Metazoa; Chordata; Aves; Columbiformes; Columbidae. The record is from RefSeq and is a predicted model, not a curated record.
UGGUGCACGGGGCCCCGCCAGCCCUGCGGCGCACAGGGGCUGUGCACAUGGCUCUGCGAGCUCGCGUGAGCGUUGCGUGGGCCGUGCCAGCCCUGCGGCGUGCGGCAGCUGCGCACGGGGCUCUGCAGGCUCCGCGGUGCGCGCCGCUGUCGCACACGGCCGUGCAAACUUCGUGCAGCGCGCAUGGCGUGUGGCAGCCUGUGGUGUGCGAGGUCUGAGACCACACCUGGAAUAUUGUGUCCAGCUGUGGCCCCUCAGUUCCAGCAGGACAGGGAACUGCUGGAGAGGGUCCAGCGUAGGGCAAUGAAGAUGAUUAAGGGAGUGGAGCAUCUCCCUUAUGAAGAAAGGCUGAGGGAGCUGGGGCUCUUUAGUUUGGAGAAGAGGAGACUAAGGGGGGACCUCAUUAAUGUUUAUAAAUAUAUAAAGGGUGAGUGCCAUGAGGAUGGAGCCAGGCUCUUCUCGGUGGCCAACAAUGAUAGGACAAGGGGUAAUGGGAUCAAGCUGGAGCACAAGAGGUUCCGCUUAAAUUUGAGAAAAAACUUCUUCUCAGUAAGGGUGACAGACACUGGAACAGGCUGCCCAGGGGGGUUGUGGAGUCUCCUUCUGUGCAGACAUUCCAACCCGCCUGGACACCUUCCUGUGUAACCUCAUCUGGGCGUUCCUGCUCCAGCAGGGGGAUUGGACUGGAUGAGCUUUGGAGGUCCCUUCCAAUCCCAAACACACUGUGAUACUGUGAAGGCCCUACAAGCACUGUGCAACACGUGUGAGCUGCACGCUGGGUUCUCCCAGCCCCUGGUGUGCAAGGGCUCUGUGCAACACGAGCCUUGCACGGGGCUGUGUGAGCGCUGUGACGCGCAGCAGGUGUGUAAGAGGCUGUGCCAGCUCUGUGCAACACGUGUGCCCUUCCCACAGCACCGUGCCAGCCGCACACAGGGUGCGUGUGGCGCUGGUGGCCCUGUGAGCGCCACCUGCGCGUGUCACACGGGGCCGUGCAAGGUGUGCAAGCGUUGUGUGGGUGCUCAGGGCUGGCAGGAGGCUGGUCACACUGUCCCCCCAGCACACCCGUGGGUGACAGCCCAGUUGUGCUCCUUGGUGCUUUAUUGGCAGCGUGUGACAAGGGGACAGCUGCAGUGGCACUGAGGGGACAGCCAGUGCUACCAGGUGAUGCCACCAUUCUGGCAGGAGUGGCUGCACUGUGGGGACACUGCGGGAGGGGACACCAGCUCAGCGGGGUCCCGCAGGGUCUCCAUCUGCCGAGGUGACACUGCGGGGUGCAGCCACCCCCCUGUGCCACCGUGUCGCCAGCCGUGGCCCUGGGCCACUGGAGGUGUGAUGUCCCCAAGCCACCAUGGGGACAGGAGUGUCCCCACCCCACGACCGUGUCCCAUGUCUGUCUGUGCCACCACAGCUGGAGCAGUUCCCCUUGUGCCCAGAACACGCAGCUGUGUCCCCCAUCCAGCCCUAUGCCCUGUCCCCUCUGCCGUGUCACUCUCUGUCACCCCGCCCUGCGGUGGGGGGGCGGGACAUGGGACACGGGGACGCACUCACCGUGCCCCGGUGCCCCCCCUGCGCCGGGCAGCGCCGCUCGGACGGGCCGCGGGGAAGCGGCCGUUACCGGGGGCUGAUGCUGCUGCACGGGGCCGUUCCCGGUGGUUCGCUCCCGGUGCACGGCGGGCGCUCGGGGCCGUUCCCGGGGUGCAGACCCGGUGCUGGGGCCGUUCCCGGCAGAACGUGUCCGGUGUCAAUCCCGGGGAUGACACCCAGUGCCCUUCCCGGGGGAACAUUGGCGGUGCCGUUCCCAGCCGCCCGUGCCCCGCGCUGUUUCCAGGGACACGUUCCCGGUGCCGUUCCCGGGGAUAUGUUCCCGCAUGAUGACGCCCGGUGCCGUUCUCGGUGUCGUUCCCGGGUGAUGAUGCUCGGUGCCGUUCCCGGGGGUUACGUUCCCGAUGCUGUUCCCGGAUGGUGAUGCCCGGUGCUGUUCCCGGUGUCGUUCCCAGAUGAUGGUGCCCGGUGCCGUUCCCGAUGCUGUUCCCGGAUGGUGAUGCCCGUCCGAGUACCACUAUGAGUACACAGCGUGUGACAGCACAGGGUCACGCUGGAGGGUGGCUGUGCCGCACACGCCGGGACUCUGCACCGGCCUCCCGGACCCCGUCAAGGGCACCGAGUGCUCUUUCUCCUGCAAGGCGGGUGAGUUCCUGGACAUGAGGGCGCAGGCGUGCCGGCCCUGCGCCGAGGGCACCUACUCGCUGGGCACUGGCGUCCGCUUCGACGAGUGGGACGAGGUGCCCCAUGGUUUCGCCAACGUGGCCACCAGCCUGGAGGUGGACGACGGCUUCGGCGACGCGGUGGAGAACUGCACGGCGUCGACGUGGGUGCCGCUUGGGGACUACGUGGCCUCCAACACGGACGAGUGCACGGCCACCCUCAUGUACGCCGUCAGCCUCAAGCAGUCGGGCACCGUGUCCUUCGAGUACAUCUACCCCGACAGCAGCAUCGUCUUCGAGUUCUUUGUGCAGAAUGACCAGUGCCAGCCCACGGUGGAGGAGUCACGCUGGAUGCGGACGACGGAGAAGGGCUGGGAGUUCCACAGCGUGGAACUGAGCCGCGGCAACAACGUGCUGUACUGGCGAACCACCGCGUUCUCCGUCUGGUCCAAGGUGCCCAAGCCAGUGCUGGUGCGGAACAUCGGCAUCACUGGGGUGGCUUAUACCUCCGAGUGCUUCCCCUGCAAACCCGGCACCUUCGCCCCCGCCGCCGGCUCCUCCGCCUGCCAGCUCUGUCCCGCCGACACCUUCUCCAGCAAAGGGGCCACCGCCUGCCAGCCCUGCGAGCCCGCCACCUACGCCGAACCCGGCUCGGCAUCCUGCAAACCGCGGCCACCCUGCACCGACAAGGAUUAUUUCUACACUCACACCGCCUGCGAUGCCUACGGCGAGACUCAGCUGAUGUUCAAGUGGGCAGAGCCCAAAAUCUGCAGCGAGGAGCUGCCCCAGGCAACGAAACUGCCCCCGUCGGGGGUGAAAACCAGGUGCCCCCCCUGCAACCCCGGCUUUGCCAAAAGCAACGGCAGUGCCUGCCAGCCCUGUCCCUACGGCUCCUACUCCAACGGCUCCGGCUGCCUCAGCUGCCCGGCGGGCACCGAGCCGGCGCUGGGGCUGGAGUACAAGUGGUGGAACGUGCUGCCCCCCAACAUGGAGACCACCGUCCUCAGCGGCAUCAACUUCGAGUACAAGGGGAUGGCAGGCUGGGAGGUGGCCGGGGACUACAUCUACACGGCGGGGGGAGCCUCUGAUAACGACUUCAUGAUCCUCACACUGGUGGUCCCCGGCUUCAGCCCUCCCAGCCCGGUGCUGGAGGACGUGGAGAGCAAGGAGGUGGCCAGGAUCACCUUCGUCUUCGAAACGAUCUGCAGCGUCGGCUGCGAGCUCUACUUCAUGGUGGGCGUCAACUCCCGCAGCAACACGCCGGUGGAGACGUGGACGGGCCCCAAGGGGAAGCAAUCCUACACCUACGUCGUGGAGAAAAACGCCACCAUGAGCUUCACGUGGGCGUUCCAGCGCACCCCCUACCACGGGGCGGGCCGGCGCUACACCAACGACGUGGCCAAGCUCUACUCGGUCAACGUCACCAACGUGCUGGGGGGGGUGGCAUCCUUCUGCCGGCGCUGCGCCCCCGAGCCGGCCGGCUCCUGCGCCCCCUGUCCCCCCGGGAGCGCCGUGGACCGCAGCUCGGGGACCUGCCAGCCCUGCCCCCCCGGCACCUACCUGCGGGGUCACCCCUCGGACGGGACCCCCGCCUGUCACCCCUGCGGCCCCGGCACCCGCAGCAACCAGCUCCGCUCCCUCUGCUACAACAACUGCAGCUUCUCCCUGUCACUGCCCGGCCACAUCCUGCACUACGACUUCUCGGCGCUGGGCAGCGGCGCAGCCUUCGCCAGCGGCCCCAGCUUCACCGCCAAGGGCCUCAAGUACUUCCACCACUUCAGCAUCAGCCUCUGCGGCAACCAGGGCAGGAAGAUGGCCUCCUGCACCGACAACGUGACGGACGCGCGGCUGCCGGCGGGCGAGGGGGACCCUGCGCGCGUGGUGACGUCCUACGUGUGCCAGGCCAUCCUGGUGCCACCUGAUGUCAUGGGCUACAAGAUGCCCGUGUCCUCGCAGCCCGUCAGCCUGGCCGACCGACUCCUGGGUGUCACCGCCGGCCCCACGCUGGACGGCGUCACCUCCCCCCCAGAAUACUUCCCCCCUGGCCACCCCGACCUGCCCGACGUCGUUUUCUUCUACAGGUCCAACGAUGUGACACAACCCUGCAGUGGUGGCCGUGCCACCGCCAUCCGCCUGCGCUGUGACCCCCUGCGCCCGGGCGCCGGCACCCUGAGCGUCCCCAGCAAAUGCCCUGAGGGCACCUGUGACGGCUGCACCUUCCACUUUCUGUGGGUGACGGGCGAGGCUUGUCCCCGCUGCUCCGCCAGCCACUAUCGCCCCAUCGUCAGCGCCUGCGUCGGUGGCAUCCAGAGAACCACCUACGUGUGGCGGGAGCCCCGGCUGUGCCGCGGUGGGCAGAGUUUGCCGGCACAGAGGGUGCGGCGCUGCCGGAGCGCCGAUUUUUGGCUGAAGGUUGGGAUCUCGGCCGGCACCUGCGCCGCUGUCCUGCUCGCCGCCCUCGCCGCCUACUUCUGGAAAAAGAACCAAAAGCUGGAGUAUAAAUACUCCAAGCUGGUGAUGAACGCGGCGGCCAAGGAGAGCGAGCUGCCGGCGCCGGACAGCUGCGCCAUCAUGGAGGGGGAGGACGCCGAGGACGACCUGCUUUUCGCCACCAAAAGAUCGCUUUUUGGCAAAAUCAAGUCCCUCACAUCCAAGCGAACGUCGGACGGUUUCGACUCCGUCCCGCUGAAGACGUCGUCCGGCAGCACCGCCAUGGAGCUGUGACGGGGCGGGGGGGCCGCCCGCGCCCUCCCACCCCCCCACAACGUGGCCUUAGGGACCCGCUUCGGACCGGAGCUUCGUUACGGCUUUUGUACGUUUUUCCCUGUGUGUCCCCCCCCCAGCCAAGCGCCAAAAAAUGCCAAAUACAGGUGUGGGGUUUGUACAAUG